GACAGAGCGCACCGCGGCAGCUCCGAGCCAGACCAGAGCCACAGGACAGCGGUGGAUCGUGGAGGUUUUUAUGCAAGAAGUGUGCGCUUUCUCCGGUCAAGAACAUGUCCACAGUGUCGGUGUCCUCACAGGAUGGUCGGAGCUUGUCUCGUCUCUCCGUCAGUCGUUCCCCUGCUUCCCCCCUCUCCCCCCUGGGCAUCCCCUCCCCUGCCCAGCUGACCAAAGCCAACGCUCCAGUGCACAUCGACGUGGGUGGGCACAUGUACACCAGCAGCCUGGCUACGCUGACCAAGUACCCCGAGUCCAGAAUCGGCCGUCUGUUUAACGGCACUGAGCCCAUCGUCCUGGACAGUUUAAAGCAGCACUAUUUUAUCGACCGCGACGGGGACAUCUUUAAAUACGUCCUCAGCUUCCUCCGGACCUGCAAACUACUGCUGCCAGAAGAUUUCAAGGAGUUCCCAGCUCUGUAUGAGGAGGCGCGGUACUACCAGCUGACCCCGAUGGUGCGAGAGCUGGAGCGAUGGCGAGCGGAGCGUGAGGCUCAGAGUAGCGCGGGGUCAGAGUGCAUAGUGGUCCGCGUGACCCCUGACCUCGGAGAGAGAAUCGCUCUGAGCGGAGAGAAAGUUCUGAUCGAAGAGGUAUUUCCAGAGACCGGAGAUGUGAUGUGUAACUCUGUGAACGCUGGCUGGAACCAGGACCCCACACACGUCAUACGAUUCCCCCUCAACGGGUACUGCAGACUCAACUCUGUACAGGUUUUGGAGCGCUUGUUCCAGAAAGGCUUCUCUCUGCGUGCGUCCUGUGGGGGCGGAGUCGACUCCUCUCAGUUCAGCGAAUAUGUUUUAUGUCGCGAUCUUAAACUGUGCACGCCGAUCACAGCCACGCCCCUCCGCAUCAAACAAGAGCCUCUGGACUGACGCAACAGCAGUGGGGCGCAAGACAGACCACCCACAGCCAGCAGGAGGCGCUAGACUGAGAGGGGAAUGUGGAGAGGUCGUUAUGGACACGCAAUACAGGAGACACAAGAGACUGAGGAGAGACCAAGGACGAAAGCAGUUUAAAAUAAAUGUAGAAAUAAUACACACAGAUCAGCCAGAACAUUUUAACUAUUUACUUGAACCCAUACCCAAAACUUAAUCAUGUAGCUCUUGUAAAUUAUGAACGUGUUUACAGUGUUUUAAAGAUAGAAAUGCAGACAGAUGUACUUAGGCCAAUUUGAUGCUAAAUUUUUAUUUCAGAAGUUUGCUCAGGGCACUCCUAACGGCCAAUUAUUGCAUCAUAAUUUUAUUCUUCAUCAACUUCGCUGUGAAAUAGUUGGCUCAAAUUGGACAUUUUAUCCAAGACACACCUGGCAACCCCUCAAGGCAAAACAGUGUAAAAACACUGCUGUCUACUGUCUAUGCUCACUGUAUUCUGGGCUGUGGUCAUAAUGUUUUGGCUGAUCUAUGGUUGCUGGUACAGUAUGUUGGAGGAAAUCUUCUCUGGUCUGGAUCAAAACUCUUUUUAUAAACUGAUCUGAGGAUGUGUAAUUUAAGUCUUUUCUACAAUGGACAUUUUUAAAUUGUAUAUUUAAUGUAAUGUUUUUCAUGUACAGAUGAAUUCAUAAAAGAAAAAUCAAU
Messenger RNA from Boleophthalmus pectinirostris (great blue-spotted mudskipper), 1619 nucleotides. Its product is annotated as BTB/POZ domain-containing protein kctd15-like. The transcript is spliced from 5 exons. The coding region runs from base 105 to 917 and encodes 270 amino acids. Gene Ontology annotation, molecular function: protein binding. Gene Ontology annotation, biological process: protein homooligomerization. NCBI's taxonomy places the organism in Eukaryota, Metazoa, Chordata, Actinopteri, Gobiiformes, Gobiidae. The record is from RefSeq and is a predicted model, not a curated record.